GAGUCUUGAACGCCGCGGCCGGGGCGGCCGGGACAGCCGGGGCCGAGGCCGAUGCCAAGGCCACCACCUCGACGACUACGACGUCAUCGUCAUCGCCGUCAUCGUCUGCACCAGCCGCACCACCACUGUUAUUGUUGAGCUGUGGAUGAGGCAAGAUAUUCCUUAUUCCUGAUGGCGUUUCGUUGAAACAGCUCUUUGCCAAUAUCCACGAGUGUUGUCUAAGAUUUGUACGUCAUCAAAACAUUAGCUGUCAUUUUUGUCUGUCAACUCAGCUAAGAUGAGUGUCAAAGCAUAUGAAUUAGUCCCAUCAAUAUCUAAAUUCGCGUCACCUGGUGAUAAAAAUGCGAAGAUUGACUGCAUAGAGUGUUGCGGAAGAUACAUUUUCAUUGGAACAAGUGAUGGCUACAUUUUGAAGUAUAUUGUUCAAGAAACAGGAGUUAAGCACGAUUCUGAUUCACCAUUUUUGUACCAGAAAGAGGGGCAGCAUGCUUUUGACUCUAAAAAGCCGGUACGCAUCAUGAAAGCAGCCUCAGCAUUAGAAAAGCUAAUAGUACUGUGUGAUACUGUUCUAUUCGUCCUGAGCCUAAACAGUCUUGAGGAAACUGGAACCAAAUUAAAAAACAUUCAAACAUUCUGUGUCAAUGAAAAUCCAACAACUUCUGAUCCCUUCCUUGUGCAGAUUUGUGUUGCCCCUGUGUCCAAAAGUCAGGUUGCGGUAUACAACGUUACUAUUGAAGACAAACUUGUUCAGACGACAUCCUACAGUCUACCAGAGCCUGCAAAAAGCCUUGGUGCUGACUGUAGCGUAAUAUGCGCUGCCCUUCGGUCGAAGUAUGUUAUUGUUGACUGUGAUCUGGGCUUGGUGCAGGAUCUGUUUCCAUUUGACAAAGAUGGGUUUGCUUCCUUUAUUUGUAGGGUGGCAAAGGAGGAAUUUUUGGUCAGUGGUCCAGAUGGCCUGGGGAUCUUUGUAUGUUCUGGUGGUACCUCAACCCGACCUCCUUUGCAGUGGUCGUACCCUUUGACCUCACUUGCUUUCCAUCAUCCGUACAUAUUAGGAGUUAGCAAUGAAAUCAUCAUGAUUCAUAGUAUUGUAGAUCAGCAGCAAAAGCAGGCUAUUCCAUUUGUUGGUGGACAGAUAAUUGGAAAUUAUGAUGGACAUAUAUAUGUUUGCUCUCCGAAUGAGUUGAAUGCAUUGGUGCCUAUUCCAUGGGAGAAACAGGUUGAAGUGCUAUUGUUGGAUGAACACGUGGAGGAAGCUCUUGCUCUCCUUGAGAAAAUGGGUCCUCACAACCGCUCGGUGGGUCAUGUCGAUCCUCUGAAGAGGCGAUUCAAGCAGCAAGCAGCUUUCAUUUAUUUUGCUCGUUCUGAGCUUGAGGUUGCCUUGGACCUAUUUUUGGACUCAGAAGUUGAUGAAAGGGAACUGAUAUCUCUCUUCCCUGGCCUACUACCUUCAUCAACCUCUUUUGUGCGUGCAGUCCCACCUCUCCACAGUAUUGCUGACAUUUCUCAACUUUAUCACGGUGAUGGGGGGAAAAUUCAGGAGGCUAAACAAUUUCUGCUUCAUUUCUUGCAAAUGGCCCAUGAUUCUAGGAAGAGUUUGUUCCCAUUGGAAAUUGAUACGGCUUUGGUAAAAUUGUACGCUGAGCUUGGUCAGAAUAAAGAACUGGAAGCGUUAUUGGAAUCCAACCGUUUCAAGGGUGACUUUCAAUGCUGCAACUCAUGGCUAAAAUCAAAAUCUCUUCACCAUGCUAGAGCUUUACUUAUGCUGCAAAAUGGGAAACAAUCAGAGGCUCUAUCCCUUUGGUGCCAAUUGAUAUCAGGAGAAGUAUUGGACUCCAAUUUCAAAGGAGUGAGCUAUUUUGCACAGAUUUUGAAAAAUAUGGGCAAUCCAGAUCUUCUGUGGCAGUAUGCAGAUUUGGUUUUGGACUCCAAUGAAGAAGAAGGGGUUGAAUUAUUUUUGCAGGAUGCCAAUGAUCAUUCAAAAGGUCCUGUUUCCAUGAAUCUGGAUCCCAACACUGUAGCUAACUACCUUCAACGUUAUCCAAACUCACUUAUUUUGUACCUAGAACAUCUGAUCAAUGAUGGGGGAAAUGAAGAAGAAAAGUUCCACACGCAGUUGGCUGUUCAGUAUGUUGACCGGAUAUCAAAGCUGAAGACUUCCGGGAUUGACAAUCAAAGAGAAUUGGAUGAAAAUAUAUUGAGGCUCAGGAAAUUUCUAAUUGGAUCAUCCCAAUACCGAGCUCAGUUUCUACUACCAAAAGUUCGAGAUCUAGGUUUGGAUCAAGAGGUUGCUCUCCUGUAUGGAAAAAUGGGUGACCACGACAAGGCUCUGAGCAUACUAGUCAGACAACUGAGGGACUUCAAAGCCGCCGAAGAAUACUGUCUUAUCAAUGGUGGCAAGAACAGCAAUGCUCCUAAUUUAUUAUUGAACACUCUUCUCGCAAUAUAUCUUGAUCCAAAGCUCAGUGGAGUUCAGGGAGAUGAUUACCUUGAACCAGCUCUUGAAUUACUAAAUAAACAUGCAUCUCAAUUGGACCCCAUUAAAGCAAUUGAGAUAAUACCUGAUCAGUGGUCAGUUAGUAUCUUGGAAUCCUUCUUACAAGGUGCUCUCCGGUCAUCGAUGACCAAGUUUCGAAUCAACAAAAUGGAAAAAUCUUUGGCCAAAGCAGACAGUAUUCAAAAGACAGUUUCUUUAUAUGAUUUAGAAAGACAUUCCCUUAAGUUGAUGGAUUCAAAUUAUUGCUGUGUCUGCAAGAAGCCUUUUACUGAUAUGAAGUUUGCACGGUACCCAAAUGACGUAGUGACACAUGUUGAAUGCGGGCGUUUAGCCAAUGUGUGUCCUUUAACUGGAAGGUGUUUCUCUUUACUAAAUGAUACUCAAUCAAGAAGGUGAUUCCAUCUGCUCGUCAUUCCUCCAGUUACAAGUUUAAGGUUUUUGUUUUCGACAUAUUAUUUUGUAAACAAAUAUUUGAGUGUUGAGCCUAUUGUCACAAGGUGGCACUGUGAUCAUCUAGUCUUUGUUUAAUCGGUUAUCGUUUAUAAUUAUUAUUGUAGAAUAUGUUAUCUGCCUCACUAUUUAAGAAUACAGCUUUUACAGCAUUAGAGAA
This is a messenger RNA of Thrips palmi, 3107 nucleotides long. RefSeq names its product transforming growth factor-beta receptor-associated protein 1-like. The coding region runs from base 278 to 2893 and encodes 871 amino acids. The transcript is spliced from 17 exons. The record is from RefSeq and is a predicted model, not a curated record. Gene Ontology annotation, cellular component: cytoplasm; membrane. Lineage: Eukaryota; Metazoa; Arthropoda; Insecta; Thysanoptera; Thripidae. Gene Ontology annotation, biological process: endosomal vesicle fusion; intracellular protein transport; autophagy.